Messenger RNA from Prunus mume (Japanese apricot), 772 nucleotides. NCBI's taxonomy places the organism in Eukaryota, Viridiplantae, Streptophyta, Magnoliopsida, Rosales, Rosaceae. The record is from RefSeq and is a predicted model, not a curated record.
AAUUAUUAAUGUGUGCAGAUGUAUCGGACGGUGAAAACCGCCGAUAGAGCAGCGGCCUUUUCAGGACAAUCUGAUGUCCAUGAAAAUGCAUCAUCUGUGGAUGCCACUGAAGACAUAAUUUUUUAUCUUCAGAACCCAAGAAGGUCUGGUGAUCAGCUCUUAUCAGCGCAGACUAUUCAUGUUCAAGAUAACAAGGACUCGUGGGAAAAUUCUUCAAGCACGGGAGAAACUUCGCUGCAUGCAAUCGGGGCAAAUAUACAAUCUCUUGAUGAUCAGGAGGCUGAGGGCAACAUAGGGCAGUGGGAGCAGCAGCGACUGCAGCAAGCAGGAGCCAGAGCAACAGAGGGUGCAGCAACUGCAGAAGCAGGAGCGGGUGUAGAAGCUACAGAAGUAGGAGUGAGAGCAGUAGCGGCAGCAGCAGCUGCAAAAGCAGGAGCGGGAGCUGCAGCGGCUGCAGCAGCUGUUGCUGUUGAGGAAGCAGGUGCAGGAGCUACCGCAGCUGCAGAAGUGGCAGCCAGAGCAGCAACGGCUGCAGAAGCAGAAAUGAAAUCUUCCUACUAUUAAUUGAAUCUAUUAAUCACUUUUAAUUCAUUAUUAUAUUAUGUCUCUGAAUGGAUGGGUGCUCCCAUGGGGAUGAGAAUCAGGUACUGACUGAAGAAAUCAAAAGAAAAAUAGAAUUCGGAUCUUCUGCUUUGAUUUUCUCUGAUAGGAUCUACUUGACUUCCACUCCCCACAUGCCACAUCAUUUAAAUUUCAAUCCAAAGGAUUUAAA